CAUAGCAACGUGGUAAACAUGAUUUAUCAACCAACUCAUGAUUCACGUAUGAUUCACAUAUCGCUCGCAUUAUCGGCAACUUUGGUUUUGGAGAGUCCAUUUGUAGUUGUACACGUACAGUAGGCCUCCGUAGCCCAAGUUAAAACAAUUACGUCACUGAUUACAUCAGAUCAUUAUGGCAGGAAAAUCUGGAACACAAGACUGGUUUUAUCAUGCACCGAAGAAGAGGUCACCAGAUGCAGGGCCCAAAGACUACCCAGCCCCAUCCCAGAUACCCAUGCUCAGUAAUGCUGUUAUUGAGGAAGAUGCACGGGAUGAAACAGGGAUGAUGCGGGGAUGGAUUCGAGAAAGUGAUUCCAAAUACGUCAGGUUGGCCAAGCAGAGAGGAAGAAGAGAUUUGCUUCAGAUCCGUGAGAGGCCUCCACCCUCCAAAGAAGCUAAGCCCUACCCACGGGUGGACUGGUUUGAUCAUAAUCCUGAACCCGAGGCACAAGACGAAAAGUCUGUGAGGAAAGUCUACCUUCCAGAUUACAUGGUCCAUGAAGAAUACAACCCAGAGACCCACGUGGAUGAGCAGGAAGGCAAGCGCCCUCCUCCCCGGAGGCCGCCGUACUCCCUCCAAGACAAACUGUCUGUCUUCGAAAGGGAAGGAGGCUGUGUUACAGACAAGAUGCAUGUCAAGCUGCCUGAGAUAAAGGCUACUGGCAAGAAAGUGACAAAAAAGGACAAGGGAAGGAAAGAUGAGGGAAAAACCAAAUUACAGAACAGAUAUGCAAAAGUCCCAACCCAUGAAACCCAGGAAAAGCCAAUCAUGGAAAAGCUUCUCAAUUUUGGCUACCAGCAUGAGUGGUACGACCAGCGUGAAAAGUACUAUGAGCACCAGAAGAAGGUACAGAGCAACCAGCCCUCCUGGGACCACUCAGCGAGUCAGGGCAGUCGGCUGACCACAGAGUACCGGGACGAGAUAAACACUGGGAAUAAAGAGAGCAAGGGCCCUGGGUCACCCCGGUCCAAGAGGGUGGCCAUGACCAAGAAGGCAGAGGCAAUGCGAAAAGACAAGCAGGAGGCAACAGAGAAGGAGCUCUUCAAAUUAAGCAAGUUCGACAAAGUUGGCCCAAGGAUAAAUAGCCACUGGUCGGAUGGCCCGAGGUUAACUGACCAGGAGAAAAUGGACACCUACACCCGACAGCUGGAAGAGAUGACCCAUGCAUAGGUCGGGGGUUGUGCAUCUGAUGGGGCACAACUCACCCAGUUGUGUGCUGAGCAUUCUUGCCAAAGAUUUGGAGAAUUUAAUCACUGGACAAUAACGUAGGACCUAACGUACACGUACCUGGAUUGCAAGCUCAGACUGGGAGUCAGGAAAUCAUUACUUUGUAUCAAGGCCUUCAUACCAAAAUACAGUUUACGUCCAGUACUGCCAUGCCCUAAUGCUCGAUUUUAUCCUUCUUUCCUUUUCUAUUUGUUCCCUUUGUCAGCAAUUUUGGAAUAUAGGAUAAUUCAUAUGCUUAUACUGUGUUGCUGCCACCAGACAUGGUACAAGAAAAUGUCAAGACGCAAUUUGCAUUGGAAAAAUGAAAACGGCAAUGAGAAAUGUUGGUACAAAGUUCUUAUAUCUAGGUUUGCUUAAGAAUGGAUAAUAGAGUCCGUGUAACCUUUCCACCAUUGACAUUCUUGCGAUAAAUUCCAAAGUACCUAAACUGUGCGGUGCUUAAUCUAAAGUUUGGUAAUAAAUUCAGUAACUUGGCCUUGGUGUUUGUACUGUACUUCAUAUGGGACACAGAGUACAUGUGAAAUAAGGUAAUUGACACUUAUGUUGUGGAUCAAUUGCUGAGGUUUAGUACUGAUUCCAAACAUAAUCCUCAGUGUAGGUCUGUGUUUUAUGAAUGUCAGUGUAGAUAUAGGUUGAUAUAUUUUUCUAACCUGUAUUUCCAUCUGGGUUUUAUGAUUGCCAGUUUAUAUUGAUUGACAAAUUUAUCUAACCUGUCUCUGGAAUUUUGAGAAUAUUUAAUCCCAUCUGUGGAAUUACAUUUAUGCUUUAAAUAACAGAAAAAUCGUGCAAAGAUUUACUGCUGACCGGCCACUUCAGUGGCUUUGCCAUAUCUCAUGUAUCUGGCAAAUGUGUCAUAUGAAAAUGUCAGGGGUAGUUUGGGCUACUUUUAACUGGAUGUAUGCACUCGGUGGCAUGAAGUUAUGGGAACCAGCUGUUUUCUCUGGCUGUUUUCAAGUGGCGACUCAUUUAAAUACACAGUUCCUGUACAUAGUUUGUGGCAUUAGUUAGUUUCCGAGUUAAUUUUUCUAAAUGUUGCAAAUAUAGAACGGUAGCAAGGGUGUUAAGGCAAGGCUUUUUGUGCAUCAUAAACUGACAUCAGUUAAUAUUAAACAAGUCUGUAGUUGGUUUCCUCCGAACGCUUCCAUACCAUUAUACUGUGCAUGUUCUAUUUGUAAGGGGAACCGUCCAGCUCAAAUGUAACAUAUUGCAACAGUCGUCUACAGUUAAUAAUGCAGCAAAUGAGGCUCAUUGCCUUCCUGCUUAAUAUACCUGUAACUUGAAUUGUAUUUUGUAAAUUAGGUUCUUUGAUGAGUUUUUUGACGGGGGU
Molecule: messenger RNA, 2597 nt
Organism: Acanthaster planci (crown-of-thorns starfish)
Lineage: Eukaryota; Metazoa; Echinodermata; Asteroidea; Valvatida; Acanthasteridae
Gene: c7orf57
Product: chromosome 7 open reading frame 57
Source: RefSeq, a predicted model, not a curated record